This is a messenger RNA of Triplophysa rosa, 7640 nucleotides long. RefSeq lists its product as uncharacterized. Gene Ontology annotation, cellular component: nucleoplasm. The record is from RefSeq and is a predicted model, not a curated record. Lineage: Eukaryota; Metazoa; Chordata; Actinopteri; Cypriniformes; Nemacheilidae. Bases 209 to 7210 code for a protein of 2333 amino acids. The transcript has 2 exons.
CCCCCCUGUUGGAGCCUCAUUCACAGGGAAUGGCACUGACUCCUGUGAAUGUACUCUGGAAAGGCUUGCUUGCUAUUCCAUUCAAACUGAUCGAACGGAAAACAGCAGAGAAAGGUCUGGAAACAUUCACCUGUUCAACUGCUGAAUGACAAGUUCAUAAACCGCUCAAGAAUCAUAACCCAAUGCCUGUGGUAUCUGGAGAGAAGAAAUGGACCGCUGGGUUCUAGACGGCGACAGCUACUCGUUCCUUCGUAGUCCACCACGCACAUUCGACCUGCAAAAUCUCGACGCGCCGAACCGCGUGGAGAUCUUCGACAUCACUGCAAUACCCAGCCAUCGUAGUGCCAUAUCUGAAACCACCUGCUUGUGUGACAUUUUUGGAGAUGAUUCGGAAUCCCUAUCCCUUUCCAGUAUCCCGUCCUCUACCACAUUUCUUCGGAAGGAAACAGAACAAACGGAACAGACUUUACCAGCGGACGAUGCCAACGAUUCUUCAGGGUCUUAUCACACUGCCAGUGGAUCUGACUCGGGUGAUACCACUGAAGUCACAUACGCCACACCUUCCCCAGAAAAUAUAAAGGAUGUUUCCACAUGUGAUACAAAUUCAUCACCAUUUGAUUCGACCAUCUUCUCAGACUCCAAAAAUGGACCUCUUCAUUGCACACCACCUCCAUCCCGUGUAAAUAGUGAUGACCUUUCACAUGCAGAGAACUGGGAAGAACCCCAAGUGUCGGUGAGCACCAGUGUUGUGAAUGAAACAGAAAAGAUGAAUGUGUCUGAACCACAGGAUUUGAAUUCAGCUACAAGUCUGAUUGCUUCAGAAAAUGAAUCUUUGGAGGACAGAGAACCUGCCUUCAAUGAGAAGGAAGUGAAUACAACACCUGAACAUACAAACACAAGCCCAAUUUUAGAUAAUGUAGUUUCUUCUGAAAACACAGAAGAAAUGUACAAUCAUAGUUCACAACAUGAAGAUUUUCUUUCACAACCGAUGGCUAGUAAUAGUAGAUCUCCUUCAGAACUGUACAACACUCCUCCAACGGAAGAUAACUGUAGCCCAAUUGCCCAUAUGCCUACUUCACCUCCAAACAGAGAUAUUAAUUUCAUACCUGAGCUCAAAGUGACAUCUUCCCCCUCCCCUGUAAGCAGAGAAAUUAGUUGCACACCUGUUUCCUCCGGUAAAUCUUCACCUGCCCUCCUGAAUUUAGGUUCAGGUCAAGCGGAGAACACACUGGAGUUUCAAGACUUGAAGGACACAUGUGGCACAACUUCUCUAUCCACACUUCCCACCGAUGAUAACAUGGAAAUAGAUUCCCCAACUAUCUCUACUGCAACAACAGAGUCUGUGUGUUCCACAGAUGCCAGAGAGACACCAGCAUCAUCUGAGAUCAGCGACAUCUGCUCCUCUCCCGAUGUCCUUGCAUCUGCUCAUUCACCAGAACUAGUAAUCAUUCACUCUCCUCUGGGCUAUACCAUCAGUCCAUCACCUACAAAUGACAGGAUGGUUUAUUCAACUGAACCUGAAGCCUCACCAUCCCCACAUGAGAUUGAAUGCCAUGAAAUCUGUUCAGCUCCAGCUCACUCACCAGAACCAGCAAUAGUCCACUCACCUCAGAGUUAUACCAACAACCCAUCUCCAACAAGUGAGAGAGAGGUUUAUUCAAUUGAAUCUGAAGCCUCACCAUCCCCACAUGAGAUUGAUCGCCAUGAAAUCUGUUCAGCUCCAGCUCACUCACCAGAACCAGUAAUAAUCCACUCACCUCAGAGUUAUACCAACAACCCAUUUCCAACAAGUGAGAGAGAGGUUUAUUCAACGGAACCUGAAGCCUCAUCAUCCUCCCCUGUCAUCACAGGCAUUGAUUACUGUGAUAUCUGCUCUUCACUUGAUCAUUCACCAGAACCAGAAACAAAUCACUUAACUAUGGAUUAUACUAUUAGCCCAUCACCUACGAAUGAAAUAAAGGUGUUUUCAACUGAAUGUGAUGAUCUACCACACUCACCUGCCAUUACAAGAACUGACUAUGUACUGACGCCAGCAUACAGUCGAGGUUCCACACCUGAGUUAAGAAGCAUCACCUCCACUCCAAACAGCAGACAAAACUACCUAACACCAGAACUUACUUCACCAACCCCUUCACUUGAACUGAGAUCAGUCACGUACUCACCUGAAAUGAGGACAAUGUCAUAUAGUGUUUUGCCACAAAAUACAAACUCUCCUACCAUUGAGAGCUUUACGAGUAGUGCUGUUUCAUUAGCUGAGAUUUUAGCACCUGAGGUAGAGAGAACCGUCUGUGACAACUGUUCUGAAAUGUCUAACUCUCUUUUUGGAGAAGAUGCCUCUGUCUCACCUGUCUCAAGGAAUGUUUUGUCAACACCAGGGAGUAUAUCAAGACCCUCAUCAAAUGCUUCAGAUCACAACAGAGAUAACGCAUUAUCCCCUGAUCUUCAACCAUCGGCUCUGGAAUCAUCCACUUCUCUUGAGCAGAUGGAAAAUCAGCCUUCACCCAUUAUCUGUGAGAGAAUGAAUCUUUCUCUAUGCCCAAUCGAAAGCAGACAUUGUGAUGAUCUCGCUCACACAAAAACCUUUGAACAAACUACAACAGUCCUGGAUGAAUUUAGAAAUGCCACACCACAGGUUCUCAGCCAAAUGCCUAUCUUGCAAGAUCCACACACAAGCACAACAACAGCAACACGAAUAGAAAAAGUGCAGGAAGUUGUCUGUGAUGACACAGAUUUAAAUACAGAAUCUGUUGAAAUUAAACAAUGUCAUUUAGAUGUUUAUGAUAACAGUGAAACAGAAAUGUUAAAGAAUGAUACUGCAAGUACUAACAUAAAGUUUAGCCAACUGCCUGUGGCAUUAAGUGAAAGCCCACAAGUGAUCUGUAAGGAUAAUGUGGGAGAAUAUGACAGGCAGCCAUGCAGAGAGAAAGAGGAGAGUGGAAAGAGAGGGGGAGAAGGGGUGGAGACUAUGGGAGAGGGUAGUUACAGAGGGGAACAGGUUGAGCUGUCAUUCAGUGCUAGGAAUAGAAAAGGGCCUGCAGGCCACAGCCCAGCUCUCUCAAGUCGAGACCCAAAGUCAGGAAUUCCAGCUCGCUGUUAUUUUGAGUCGCACCCAACGGCUCCGCAGCAACAGAGUCAGCUUAGAGCACAGGGCUCACAACAAGAGAACAAGAGUGGCGCCAGGAGGCUCCAGUCAUCCGUCCAGGGUAAAUUCAGCAGUGCAGGCUUUCUUCCUCCAGAGUGUCUUGGUGAGACCUCCAGCAUGGGAAGUGAGUUUGAUGAAGCCGACAAUGAAGUGAAGUGGUUUACAGAUCUGGCCUUCACAAGCCUCUCUAGCCCUCAGGUGGAUUAUUUGGAUAUGUACAAUUCAAGCCACAGGUCAUCUACAAAUGUGUCACAGCCAUCUACGAAUGUGGACAGCCCUGGUGCUGUCGCCUGGAUGAACUACGCAGACUUGCGUGGCUCAACGUUGCAUGAUCAUGAUGACUUGUUGCGUAGCUCCUCCUUUGUACCACAUGACGGCCUGGACCCGGCCAAACGCUUUGAGAUGGGGAGUUUUGAGUGUGUGGAUGUUGCAUUAGAGACGAAGGAAGAGUCAAGCAGAAAAAAGAGGACGGUACCCAAAAGACAGAUCCAGCUGCUGAGGCGGAACACAGAUGAGUCAAAGCCUACACAAAACACUGAAAAUGUUUUGGAUUCACUAUCCACCCCUAGACUCUCAAAGGACACCUUUGUUCGUCAACAUAGCACACCAGUCUUCGUUCAAAAGGAGAUGUCCAGGGAGGAGCCAGCUUCACCUCAGACUGACAGGAAAAGAAUGAUGCAGAAGUCUUUGUCUUUAGAUGAUGCCUCCCCUAAGACCCAAAUGGCCUCCUGCAUUAUCAAGAGCGUGCUGUCAAAGAAAAUGCAAGAUGCACAAAAUGAACCUUUAGGAGAUUUAAGUCCUACUGGAUAUAAAAACAGGCGUCCUGGUAUCAGUCCCAGCUCCUUUGAUGGCGUACAAAGUAGCACGGAGAAGUGUAGUUUAAGCUCUAGCCAACACUCGGAAUGUACUUUUUCAUCUGAAGAUUUUGCUUUCAAAGAGGAGAGAAGUCCACAGCCCCAACGUAAGAAAUGCGCUCCAAAAGUUCCUCCAAAACCAACUUUCAGACCUGCAUUCAUGCAUACUGGUGUAGCGGAGCUAACAAGAGAAGAAACUAGGCCCAAGCUGCUUUAUCCUUUUAAAGACAAAGCAUUUGUGAAACCAAAUGGCAAGAAUGAUAAGAAGGAGGGAAUGGGUGAUAACAAUAGGGACACAAGUGCUGCUGUUGCCACUCAAACAGUAACCAUGCAGAGAAGAAUGACAAGCAGAGACACAGAGCGACACACGACACAAGAAAACAGAAGACAACAUGGUGGUAAGAGCGUUUUUAUGUCAAAAACCCCAGAAAUAACUCUUAAACCUUCCACCAUCAAAGACAAAAAGAAGUCUUCUUUGAAAGUUUCACUAUCUCCUGAUAUAGAACGGUCCAGAGAAAUGUGUGAAUAUCAGUCAAUGGAUAAAUCUGCAGAAGAUGUGGAAGUGGAUGUUACAAACACGAAAGAUGAUGACAAAACAAAAUCUGUUAUACAUAAAGUUAGGGAUGUAAGGAAAUUAGUUAAAAACACCUACAACCUGUCUUUCAAAGCAUCAAACUCAACCUCCGCUGCAGAAGAUGCACCUAUUCAAGAGAAAAGAGAGAAGCCACCACAAGCUCCAGCCCUGCAAAUUGAAUGUAAAGCCAUCAGUUGGAAGGACAAGCAAACAGACAGUAAAGCAAUCCACUGGCAAGGUGGAACACAGGCUGUUGACAUAUCAAAAAUAUCACAACCAUGGCUGGCCGCAGAGAUGAGCAGAGAUACUGACAUCACUGAAAUAAAAUCUAAAGCCUCUUUGCCAAUGAUACGGUCAAAAGAUUCCCAGUGUACAACCUUUGGUGGAUUAUAUGAACCUGAUAAAAUUACUGAGAGAUCUUCCGGUCAAUGUAAUAUGAGUGCCAUGCAAGCGAUGCCCCCUAGACCCCCUAGUAAGGACAGAGAGGUUUCUGCAUUAAUGGUUCUCCAAGAUGGCACAUCCAAAAUUCAGAACUCCUUUGAAUCUACAAUCGCUGACUCCAAUCACAUAAAAGCAACAAGCAACAGUCAUUCUGUGUCCAUGCUACUGAAAGAGAAAGGAAUGCAGGCUGACAUUGGAGUGUGUGAUGUUAUAACUGUUGGUGAGAGUGCUACAGCUAAACAUGUGAAUAGGCUUGAGGUACCUUUACAGGCUUGUUUAUCAGAAGCUCAAGCAAGCUCAAGCUUGGGCAAUGCAGUACUUGACAACAAUUCCUCAAAGACCCACUGUCAAAAUAGCCCACAGUUAAAACCAAAGGAGCAAAGCGAGAGUGCCAAGGUAACGCUAGCAAAGGAAUCCCCGUUGCAACCCAGAAAGGAACAGGACAAGACAGAAAUAUCAGCAACCACAACUAUGACACAAAUUGCAACUAAUCUGACAUCUUGCAAGCCAGUGUUGAGGUCUAUUUCAACUAAUAUAAAAAACAACGCCACGCCAGCAACUGGAUCAAAAGAGAUUGAGUUACCCAUUCAAGUGAGGUCAAUAUCCAGUGAUAGACUUAAGCCAUUUGUACCACCAAAACCCAGCUAUAAACAGUCAUUGGCAGAAACUAAGUCAAGUGACCCACCUAAACCAGAUACACAGACAACAUGUGUUGUUCAACAGCAAACCAAGUUAUCGAAUGAACUGAAGAAAAAUUAUGUGAAUAAGGAUCAGCUGAACGAGGUCUCAUCAAACAAUACAAAAAGACUGGCUGUAUCAGCUGUAUCAAGCUACAAACCACCACCCAUCCCAGUAACAACAACUCCAAGUACAGUUCAGAAAUCCACAACAUUUACCAGUGUGGAUCAACCCCUAUCUUCAGCUUUCUUGCAAGCAACCAGUACUUCCCAGCAAAUGACCACAUCAUUCAUUCAAGACCAUUCAAUCUUAGCAAGUUCCUUUGCUUCCAACCCUUCUGACAAACCCACUGGUUCACAGACUCACAGCCGCACACAACCUGUGACAAGACCAUCAUCAAAUAACCGAUUUCACACAGAAGACUAUCGCUUCUAUGCUUCGGAUGACCCUCCCAGCUACGAUGAGCGAGAGAGUUUCAGCCCGGUACGGGUGUCAGAUUUACCCCAACAAAGGGGGUAUCAUCCAAGCACUAAACAAUCUGCAUGUUCUUGCACACAAACAUCCCACCCACAAGGCCGGACACCACCAGCCUCCCCAAGCCAAGUUCUCAGCUGUCCAGGAGCUCCUCCACAGGCUCAGGUUAGACCUCACCAGUCCAGGCCAGACGGCCAUGCCCUAAAUUACUCACCGGUCUCAACCAAUUCCUCAGCUCCCCAUGCUUCAGCUUUGGUUCAGCCUUUGCACCACCCACGAGCCUGCCCUGUCCCAAACACACAAUCCUAUAGUGAUGACCAACUGCUAGCUUCCGGGCCACGUUCGGAAAGGCGACCUAAUCGCUCGCCACAAGUGGUAGGUCCUGCAUCCUAUCAUGAGUAUGCUCAUUCAGCUAACAUGCCACAGUUGUUUAAUCCUCAAGAAUUACCACCAUCCUUUGCUCAUGACUAUGGACAUGACGGACCAGGUGGAGCAAGUGUACUGUAUCCAGAAAAUACAAGUGGGAUCAGCUGUGGCCAAGCUCCUCGUCGUGUCCUCCUCGAUCCAGACACUGGAAAAUACUUCUAUGUUGAGGUACCAAUGCAGCCGCUUAGAAAAAUGCUGUUUGAUCCCGAAUUGGGGCAGUAUGUAGAAGUUCUCAUACCGCAGCAGGCAAUGUCCCACUCUGGACUGUAUCCACCAGCUGCACCACCAUACUCCUCUCUGCACAAUCCAGGGUUGUAUGCACCACAGUAUCUACCGUAUGCAGUGCCGUCUUACCCGGCAAUUCCCAGCGGAGCACAGCAAGUGCGCCAUCCAGAAGCGCCUCACGUCCCCACCACACUUCACCAGACGUCCUUAAGGUACGGAAGCCCUGCGAGCCAGAUGCCAAGAAAUGAUCCAAAAGGCCACUCGUCUCUAGAUCAAAGCUAUUUAGAGAGCAUGUAUUACAUUCCCACUGGAAUCAACGCAAGCCCAAAUUCUACCCCUUCAGACUGUUACCACAAGCCAUCUUCAAAUUUGCCAUCUGGAGGAAGAAGGGUAUGAAACGUGUGGUCUGUUUACACUUUGAAAUUCUAUUUUUUGGUUUAUAAAAAGACAACAUUUAUAGUCAAAAGUUGUAAUUCGUCAAUUGGAAGAUUAAUGAUGCAGCAUUAAUGUAAUUUGUCUUUUGCUCUUAUUAAAAAAAAAAAUACAAAAAAAGGCCCCAGAACUCUUUAUUGAUAUGUCAUAUACAACGCUUGUCAUUCUCGUGUUCUUUAACAUUUCACUCAAACCCUUCACUUUCCUCUUAUGUAUAGCAUGUGCAGUGGUAGUUCUUGUCUUCAAAAGCAUGUCAAGCUUCAGUCAAAAAUGUCUUUAUUGCACACUCUUAAAAGUUACAAGUAUUUAAAAAGAUACAUUUAUAAAGGGAUUUAUUUUGUUGCAGCUACAUAAGUCUGUUUUUCUUUCAUUGUGUGAUGCACAUAAGCUCUAU